Messenger RNA from Coccomyxa subellipsoidea C-169, 1316 nucleotides. RefSeq names its product Metallo-dependent phosphatase. Lineage: Eukaryota; Viridiplantae; Chlorophyta; Trebouxiophyceae; Coccomyxaceae. The coding region runs from base 195 to 1316 and encodes 373 amino acids. Gene Ontology annotation, biological process: polyphosphate catabolic process. Gene Ontology annotation, cellular component: cytoplasm. The transcript has 6 exons. The record is from RefSeq and is a predicted model, not a curated record. Gene Ontology annotation, molecular function: endopolyphosphatase activity; phosphatase activity.
AAAAGCCAUUCAGUCUGUUCACGCUAUAAUAUGUUCGUUGAAAUUGUGAGGAUCCCCUAAUUUGGUGUUUGGCGGCCUCACCGUGGCCGGUCCUCUUCAAUUGUUUCCUGGCGAUCUCUGCAGCCGAUAUCGAUUGAUCAAGGGGUGGAUCAGAUAUCCUCCAUAUUUGGGUGAAGCAGAUAACAUUCACUGCUAUGUCCGCCGAUAACGGGGCCGCCCUGCCUCUCAUCGAGGAAGAAGAAGGGAUCCGUCAGUAUGGGGAUAUCGAGGCCAGCGAUCGGCGAAGAAGGAAGGACAUCGACAGGCAGAGCGCCAGAGCGGUAAAGGGCGGAGCCACGAGAGGCUCCUACAGGAAGCUCGCGCUGGCAGCUACAAUGCUGGCCACGGUAGGCGUUGCCUUUGCGCUGCUGAUCACUGCAGUUGAGCUCUCCAAGGAGGAUGACACCCCCACCUAUGACCUGGGCCUGGACCGCAGCAGCCCCCAAUAUCUGCUCUUCCUUGCGAGCGCCGGCAAGCUGCUGCCCGGGGAGGUGCAUGCGACACUGCCGGAGGACGCCAUAGGCCCCGGGCGGCUGAUAAUAAUCGGGGAUGUGCACGGUUGCGUCAAGGAGCUGAAGGAGCUGCUGGAGGAGGCUGAGUAUGUGGAGGGGGAGGACACUGUCGUGCUUGUGGGAGACCUGGUGGACAAGGGCCCCUACCCGCUGGAGGUUCUGGCAGAGGCGCGGCGGCUCAAAUUCCACUCGGUGCGCGGCAACCACGACGACGAGGUGCUGGCGGCCUACGAGGCGUUGGCGCGCGGCAAGCACGUGCCGGGCGGGAAGAAAUGGGUGAAAGACUUGCCGGCGGCUGCCGCGCAGUGGCUGCACGCGCUGCCCUUCAGCCUCCGCAUCCCCUCCUACGGCGUCACCGUCGUGCACGCCGGCAUCGUGCCUGACGUGCCCCUGGAGCGGCAGUCGCUGGGGGACAUGUACCUGAUGCGCGAGGUGGUGAACGGGACGAACGGGCGGUGGCGCGCCGAGGAGGCCAAGUGCGACAGGGGCCAUUUGGGACCCCCCUGGGCCGCAGUCUGGGACGGGCCCGAACACAUCUACUUUGGGCACGACCACCAGCGCGGCCUCCAGGAGCGGCCAUACGCGACUGGGUUGGACACUGGAUGCUGCUAUGGAGACAGGCUGACGGCUGCAGUGCUGCCAGCCCUCAAAGACUUGAAGGCCCUGGGCGAUGCUUCCGGCGGGCGCCACCUGGACAAGCUUGGCGCCAAGAUAAUCUCUGUACCGGCUCAUGAGAAGUAUUAUGAUGUGGAUCCCUGCGAUUAG